GUUACGGAAGGGCCGGCGGCAGCGUAGGCCCUGCUUGUGGAGCCGGGCGAGGGCAGCUUUGGGCGAACGGGUGCCCGCGAAAGAGGAGCCGUGUAGUAAAGUGGUCGCAAUGGACCUGGACCUGACCCGGGUGGAUUAUCUGCAGGUGGGUGUGACAUCUCAGAAAACAAUGAAGUUGCUCCCUUCAUCAGGACGCAAAGCAACGCAGAAGGUUGUCAUUGGAGAUCAGGACGGUGUUGUUACCUGUUUUGGGAUCAAAAAAGGAGAAGCUGUGCCGGUAUUCAAGACUUUGCCAGGAGAAAAGAUUGCAAGGCUAGAAUUGGGAGGUGCCCUCAAUACACUUCAGGAGAAGAUUUUUGUAGCUUCAGGAUCUGAAGUUCGAGGUUUUACAAAGAGAGGGAAACCAUUUCUUUCAUUUGAUACCAAUCUCACUGAGAACAUUAAAGCUAUGUAUAUAUCUGGAUCAGAUCUCUUUCUUUGUGCAAGUUAUAUCUAUAAUCACUACUGUGACUGUAAGGACCAGCACUACUUCCUAUCAGGAGAUAAAAUCAAUGAUGUUCUCUGUCUUCCAGUAGAGAAACUGUCUUGCAUUACUCCAGUAUUGGCUUGUCAAGACAGAGUCCUUAGGGUUUUGCAGGGAUCAGAUUUGCUGUAUGAAAUGGAAGUCCCUGGUCCACCAUCUGUUCUAGCUUUGAAAGAUGGAAAUGGUGGUGAUUCUAGUGAAGAAGUUCUUUUUGGGACAUCUGAUGGUAAAAUAGGUCUGAUACAAAUUUCUCCAGUUUCUCCAGUUGAAAAAUGGAGGAUUGAAAAUGAGAAGAAAAGAGGAGGUAUCUUAUGUAUGGAUAGCUUUGACAUUUUAGGAGAUGGAGUUAAGGAAUUGCUUAUUGGUAGAGAUGAUGGAAUUUUAGAAAUCUAUAACUUUGAAAAUGCAAACAGCCCCGUUCUGCGACAUGAACAUGCCUUUUCAGAGAGUGUCACAUCUGUCCAAGGUGGCUGUGUUGGGAAGGAAGGCUAUGAUGAAAUCAUAACAUCAACAUAUUCAGGGUGGGUGUCAGGACUGACUACGGAGCCUAUCCGUAGAGAAUGUGGAUCAGGAGACGAAGUAAAGAUGAGUCUUGAAAUGCAGAACAAGGUUACGUCCUUAAGGAAUGAUUUGGAACAUCUGCAGGUCAAAGUACUUCAGGAGCGUGAGAAGUACCAGCAGAACUCUCAGUCCAGCACUGCCAUUUCAACAGUCCCAACAUUUAGUAUAAAUGAUAAGUUUACCCUAAACAGAGAUGAUGCCAGCUACAGUCUUGUCUUGGAAGUCCAGGCAGCUAUUGAUACAGUUUUGCUGCAAUGUGAUGUUCCAAUAGACCUAAAGGAUGUGGAUAAAAAUUCAGCUGUUGUGAGUGUCGUUGACUGUGAAUCUGAGCCAAAUGGCAAUUUUCUCCUUGCUACAUAUCGGUGUCAAGCAAACACAACAAGGUUGGAACUUAAGAUUCUGUCAAUUGAAGGUCGUUAUGGAACCCUACAAGCGUACGUAAUCCCAAGAGUGCAGCCAAAAACCUGUCAAGUUCAACAGUAUCAGAUUAAGCCACUCUCACUUCAUCAGCGGACCCACUGUAUUGACCCCGACAGACCCAUGAAUACCUUAAUUCUCAAAGGACCAUUUAGUUUUGCUGAAGUUCAUUCCUGGGUUGUGUUUUGUUUGCCUGAAGUCCCUGAAAAGAUACCAGUGGGAGAGAGCAUCAGCCUCUACUUUCAAAACACCUUUUUGGAUACACAGCUUGAAUGUACUUACCGGAAAGGGGAGGGCUACUUCAAAUCUGAUAAUAUAUCUACAAUAUCCAUUCUAAAAGAUGUGCUCUCCAAAGAAGCCACCAAAAGAAAGAUUAACCUGAGUAUAUCAUGUGAUAUAAAUGAAGCAUCUGUGAACCACACCUUAAAGCUAAUCCACCCAAAGUUAGAAUACCAGCUGAUGUUGGCUAAGAAAGUUGAACUGAUAGAUGCUUUGAAAGAAUUACAGACUCAUGAAGGAAAUAUGGACUUCCUGAUUCCAGAAUACCGCAAUAUUGUGGAAGAGGCAGACCAGCUGCUCAAAGAACAUGAAAAACAACCUGCAUCUCUUGAACGACUUUAUGGUAUGAUUACAGAUCUCUUUAUAGAUAAAUUUAAAUUCAAAGGCACUAAUGUCAAAACCAAGGUUCCUCUCCUCUUGGAAAUUUUGGGAAGCUAUGAUCAAGACGCUCUGCUUGCCUUUUUUGAUAGCGCUUCCUAACUUACAAGAAUUUGAACAGCAAACUAGGAGAAUCGGAUGUUCAUUUAAAUAUGAGUGGCUGUGACUUUGAUGAAUUUAACUUGGCAGAAGAGGGUCUCAUGUUCCUAUAUUAGGCUUUGUUUAGUAACUGGCUGAAAUAGGUAAGAAUGGACCAUAUAUGAAAUGAUACACAAGGGUUUUUUUUUUCCUUGAAUGAAGGUUGGAAAAAAUAGCACAAUUUGCAGACGGAUCAGGUACACUUAACUCAAAAUAUUUUUUAUUUAAAGUAAAUGUUGGAAAAUAUUCCACGUUGUUAGGUCAUUUGAAGAAACUAUGCUUGGAAUAUAGUUUCUUUCAACCAUGUAAUGGGGAAAUUAGCAAGUCUGAAGAUUGCAAAUCUAUAGCCAUAUGAAAUUUUGUACUAUAUUUCCCAUAUAUUGAAUGUUACAGUACUGCAUUUUCCAUGUAUCAUAGACAAUAAUGUAUAUAGAAAAGAAAUAAGAAACUGUUUUUUAAACUAGGUUAAUUAUUCUAUUAAAUAAAAAAUUUAAUGUG
This is a messenger RNA of Sphaerodactylus townsendi, 2794 nucleotides long. It is a transcript of the gene BBS7, whose product is annotated as Bardet-Biedl syndrome 7. Bases 110 to 2260 code for a protein of 716 amino acids. The record is from RefSeq and is a predicted model, not a curated record. Gene Ontology annotation, biological process: intracellular protein localization; intracellular transport; non-motile cilium assembly. Gene Ontology annotation, molecular function: protein binding. Gene Ontology annotation, cellular component: ciliary basal body; membrane; BBSome. The transcript is spliced from 19 exons. NCBI's taxonomy places the organism in Eukaryota, Metazoa, Chordata, Lepidosauria, Squamata, Sphaerodactylidae.